AUGUCAGAAAAACAAAUUCCUUAAAGAUAGUUUAUAGAACAUAAGGCAAAAUCAUAAGGGUAAAAGACAAGAUUUUUAAAUGAUAAAGAGGAUCCAGCACAUCCUCCAUAGAUGAGAAAUGCACAACGGUUUUUGUAAUUAUUAAUAUUUAUCAAGGAAGUCGUAAACCAAAGACUAAUUAAGAAAUGAUUAUGCUUCCAUAGCCUUCUAUUUAAUAUGUUCAACCAGUACAAAAUUUAUAAAAUUAAUAUUGUAGUAUGUGCCUAAACCAAUUCCAAUUCCAGAAGCUAUUAAAUAAAUAGAUAAAAAGAUUAAAGCUUAUAGAAUGUUAAUGGAAAGAGAAAGAAUAGAAAAAUUGAGAGCACAACAACAAUAAAUAGAAAAUGAGGAUGAUCAAAAAAGAGCUUUAGAUUUUAUGACCAAUCCAUAAAUUUAGGAUGUUGAAGUAUUGGAUGAAACUCAAUAAGAAGAGAUAGAGUCUAUAGUUUAGGAACCAAAAUAAUAAGAAAUUAUACUGAAUAGAGAAGAUGAUAAAUGUUCAUAUUCAGAAGCAGUAAAAAAGAGAGAAUAAAUAUAUGAUCAUACUUUAUAAAGAAUGUAUGAGAAAAGAUAGAAUCCUACAUUAUUUGCAGUAAAUUUUUAAGAGUAUUUAGAGAAAUUAAAAAAGAAGCCUCCUAUUUUAAAUAUUACAACGAAAAAUAAAAUUACUAAAGGUUUCGGAAGAAUGGAUCCUGAAGAACAUAGAUUAAGGGUAUAUAAUAGAGAGAAUGUACCUAUUAUGCCAGAAUUGAUCAUUCCAUCAUUUACUAUUAAAAAAGAUUAGAUGGCUAAAAAUAUAUUAGCUUAUUUGGUAUUUUCAUUCAUUUAUUUCAAUUAUUUUAGAAAGAGUACACUCCUUUAUUUAGAGGGUAUAAAAAUUAUGAAUAUCCAAAAUGUGUUUAAAAUAUACUCUAAGAAGAAAUAGAAUCACUUCCUAAUCAAUGA
This is a messenger RNA of Paramecium sonneborni, 984 nucleotides long. Lineage: Eukaryota; Ciliophora; Oligohymenophorea; Peniculida; Parameciidae. The record is from the annotation of a GenBank genome assembly.